UCUACGAUGGAUUAGAGCUCUAUAAAAAAUUGAACACGUAUCUCUGUUUUGGGUCCCUGAGCCUACUCUCCUCUUCAGUAUACUACACCAUCGCAUAUAGAGAGCAAGGGUUCAGAAACCUGAAGGAGCAAGCGAACAACAAUGGCUGGAGUUUCUCAAUCUAUGAAUAUUUCUGAUAUCAAGUGUGGCAUUCCCGAAUUAAAGGGUGACAAUUAUAAGGUUUGGAAGGAGAGAGUUCUUCUUCAUUUAGGCUGGAUGGACAUUGACUAUGCUAUUAGGAAACCAGCACCACCGGGUAUUACUGAGACCAGCACUCCAGAUGCAGUUGAUCUUUAUGAAAAAUGGGAGAGGUCAAAUCGUCUCUCUGUGACGUUCAUAAAGACCAACAUUUCUGCUGGAAUUCGGGGUUCUGUUGACCAUCAUGACAAUGUCAAGGAUUUACUAAAGGCUAUUGAUGAACAAUUUACCACAUCUGAUAAAUCUCUUGCCAGCACCCUUAUAAUGCAGUUCUCAUCCUUAAAGCUCACUGGGAUUAAAGGAGUGCGUGAUCAUAUCAUGCGCAUAAGGGAUAUUGUGGCUCAACUGAAAGCUUUAGAGGUUACCAUGUCUGAUUCUUUCCUAGUGCACUAUAUUUUGUGCACCUUGCCUCACCAUUAUGCCCCCUUUAAAAUCUCUUACAACACACAUAAGGAUAAGUGGUCUAUUAAUGAAUUGUUGACCAUGUGUGUUCAAGAAGAGGAAAUGUUAAUGAUGGAAGAAGGAGAGCAGAAUUAG
Cajanus cajan (pigeon pea) is the source of this 774-nucleotide messenger RNA. The record is from RefSeq and is a predicted model, not a curated record. Lineage: Eukaryota; Viridiplantae; Streptophyta; Magnoliopsida; Fabales; Fabaceae.